Messenger RNA from Oreochromis niloticus (Nile tilapia), 7968 nucleotides. Its product is annotated as retinal-specific ATP-binding cassette transporter. Gene Ontology annotation, cellular component: membrane; intracellular membrane-bounded organelle. NCBI's taxonomy places the organism in Eukaryota, Metazoa, Chordata, Actinopteri, Cichliformes, Cichlidae. The transcript is spliced from 50 exons. Gene Ontology annotation, biological process: transmembrane transport; lipid transport. Gene Ontology annotation, molecular function: ATPase-coupled intramembrane lipid carrier activity; ABC-type transporter activity; ATP binding. The record is from RefSeq and is a predicted model, not a curated record. The coding region runs from base 175 to 7125 and encodes 2316 amino acids.
GGAGAGGGAGUGGGCAGCUAGAAGGCACACGGAUCUCUUACCUUGCUUAAUUUUUUCCCAAUACUUCAGCUUGUUGGUGAACCCGUUUCUCUAGAUGUCGUUCUACUUUUCUAUCAUUCCAUCACAGGUUUAUUAAAGUCUGAUGACCCCUUCCAGGGGUUGAGCUGCAGAGCGAUGAAGACUGGCUCUCAAGUCAGCCUGUUACUGUGGAAAAACUGGACUCUUCGAAAGAGACAGAAGAUCCGCUUCCUGGUGGAGAUCUUCUGGCCAGUGUUGCUGUUCAUUGGUUUGGUGUGGCUGAGGAAAGCCAAUCCACUAUACCAACAACAUGAGUGUCAUUUCCCCAACAAGGCGCUGCCCUCUACAGGGAUUCUUCCUUGGAUUCAGGGCAUCUUCUGCAACGUCAACAAUCCCUGCUUUAGAUAUCCAACCCGAGGAGAGUCCCCAGGCGUUGUUUCCAAUUAUAAUAACUCGGUAUUGGCGCGAUUCUACACCAACAUCCAAAAGCUUCUGCUCAAUGACACGGAGGUCCAACAGCUUGGCAGGCUUUGGCAUGAAAUGUCAUCAUUCUCAAACUUCAUGGAAACUUUACGCAACAAUCCGUCUGCAGUCUCAGGUCGCGGGCUGAAGGUGGAUGAUAUUUUGAAGGAUGAUGAAGUUCUCACAGCCUUCCUGUUAAGAGAUGCCGGGCUCUCGGAGUCUAUAGUUCAUCAACUUGUCAAUGCACAAAUACGACUUGAACAGUUUGCAUUUGGAGUCCCAGACCUGCAGCUGAAAGACAUAGCAUGUAGUCAGGCCCUCUUGGAGCGCUUCCUCAUCUUCCCCACUCGCAUGGGACUGCAUGGGGUCCGCAAUGCUAUGUGUGCCCUGAGCCAGCAAAGGCUCCAGAGGAUAGAGGAUGUCCUGUAUGCUAAUCUGGACUUCUUCAAGAUCUUUAAGCUGAUGCCUCAGGUUUUGGACAGAAGCUCCGUGGGCAUUGACCUGCAUUUCUGGGGCCAGGCUCUUCAGGCAACAUCAGCGAAGAUCCAAGAUACGAUGGAGCAGGAGAGCUCUCAGGAGCUCCUGAAGGCAGUGUCCUCCCUGUUCCAAACUGGGGGUCCUUCCUCUUUCACCCAGUUGAUGUCCAGCGUGUCAAGUCUCUUCUGCGGAUAUCCUGAGGGUGGGGGCUCUAGGGUCCUGUCUUUCAACUGGUAUGAAGACAACAAUUAUAAGGUGUUUCUGGGGGUCAAUGGCACCAAAAACCACAACUAUGUCUAUGAUGAUACUACCACUCCCUUCUGCAAUGCCCUGAUGCAGACCCUGGAGUCCAACCCUGUCACGAAAAUUGUGUGGAAUUCAGUCAAGCCCCUGCUGAUGGGAAAGAUCCUUUACACCCCCGACUCCCCCGCAGCCCGCAAGAUAUUAAAGAGUGCAAACACAACCUUUGAGGAGCUAGAGAGGCUCCAAAAUAUGGCCAAGGCCUGGGAAGAGGUGGGACCUCAACUCUGGGCUUUCUUCCAAAACAGCGUUCAGAUGAACAUGAUCAGGGAUACACUGAGGAACCCAACGGUGAUGCAGUUCAUGGACAACAGUCUGGUGGGAACCGAAUUUACCACAAAAGACAUUCUCAACUUCCUCUACAAUGGACCAGAGCGAGAGAGAGAGGCGGGCAUACCAAACUUUGACUGGAGGAACAUUUUUAACAUCACUGACCAGCUCAUACGUAUGUUCAACCAGUAUGGAGAGUGCAUUAGUCUGGAUAAGUUUGUGGCCUACACAGACGAGUCCCAGAUGAUCCAUGAGGCUUUGCACCUGCUGGAGGAGAACAAGUUCUGGGCUGGCGUGGUCUUCAUGGACCUGUAUCCCUGGACCACAAGCGUUCCGCCGCAUGUCAAGUACAAGAUCCGCAUGGAUAUUGAUGCGGUGGAGCGUACCAACAAAAUCAAAGACAGGUACUGGGAUCCUGGUCCUAGAGCAGACCCCAUGGAGGACCAGAGAUACAUCUGGGGAGGUUUUGCUUACCUGCAGGAUAUGAUUGAACACGGCAUCAUUAAAAUUCACACAGGCAACGACUGGCCACUCGGGGUCUACGUCCAGCAGAUGCCAUAUCCAUGCUACGUAGAUGACCUCUUCAUGAUCACACUGAACCGCUGCUUCCCAAUAUUCAUGGUGCUGGCCUGGAUCUACUCUGUGUCCAUGACAGUGAAGAGCAUCGUGCUGGAAAAGGAGCUCCGUCUUAAAGAGACCCUCAAAGCCAUGGGGGUCAGCAAUGGAGUCAUUUGGUACACGUGGUUCAUCGACAGCUUCCUCAUGAUGACUGCGAGCACAGUACUGCUGACCUCCAUAGUCAUGGGCGGCAAGGUGUUGAAUUACAGCGACCCGAUCCUUGUCUUCUUCUUUUUGAUGACUUUCACUGUGGCCACCAUCAUGCAGUGUUUUCUGAUGAGCGUGUUCUUCAACAAGGCCAACCUGGCAGCAGCCUGCAGUGGCAUCAUUUAUUUCACCCUCUACCUACCUCACAUCCUGUGCUUUGCCUGGCAAGACCGCAUCACCAAGAGCAUGAAACUGGCUGCAAGCCUGUUGUCACCUGUGGCCUUUGGCUUCGGGACAGAGUAUCUGUCGCGGUAUGAGGAGCAGGGUUUGGGCCUGCAUUGGAACAACAUUAAGACCAGCCCCUUAGAGAAAGACACUUACUCCUUUCUCACCUCCAUCCUCAUGAUGAUUUUUGAUGCUGUCCUCUACGGUGUCCUGGCCUGGUAUCUGGAUAAUGUUUUCCCAGGACAGUAUGGCAUUGGUCGGCCAUUCUACUUCCCAUUCCAGCCCUCCUACUGGCAAAGACCUAAACCCUCACACACAGAAACAGCAGACGGAGUUCCUGAGAAACCUGAACCAGAGAACCAAGAGAAGGAUAUCGAGAGCACACCAGAGACAAACACCUGUAACGGCUCAGCCAGCAGGAAAAUCUGCAAGCACCAAAGCAAGAGGGAGCAGCGGGAGAGACAGAGGGAACUGCUGAAACAGCAAGAAGAAGCGCCAAACCAGGAGGACGGCCAGGACUCAGGAAAUGAAGACCAGCUGUUCUUUGAGCCUGACCCAGUAGGCCUUGUGAUGGGGGUGCAAGUUCAGGAUCUGGUGAAAGUCUUUGAUGGAAGCUCUCGUCCAGCUGUCAACUGCCUCAACAUUAAUUUCUACGAGGGGCAGAUCACAUCCUUCCUGGGGCACAAUGGGGCUGGAAAAACCACGACAAUGUCCAUCCUGACCGGGCUCUAUCCUCCCACAUCUGGCACAGCCUAUAUUAAUGGGAGAGACAUUAGAACUGACAUAGACAUUAUCCGCACGUCAAUGGGGAUGUGUCCUCAACACAACAUCCUCUUUAACCAUCUUACAGUAGAAGAGCACAUCUUGUUCUAUUCACUGCUGAAAGGUCGGACCCAGGCGGAGGCAGAAAGGGAGGUCGAGGACAUGCUUGUGGACCUUGGGCUGCCACACAAGAGAGAUGAUGAGGCUCAGAACCUCUCAGGCGGCAUGCAGAGGAAAUUGUCAGUGGCUAUGGCAUUUGUCGGAGGGUCAAAGGUCGUCAUCUUAGACGAGCCCACCUCAGGAGUGGACCCCUACUCCAGACGAUCCAUUUGGGACCUCUUACUGAAAUACAGAACUGGCCGCACUGUGAUCCUGUCCACUCAUCACAUGGAUGAGGCCGACCUGCUGAGCGACCGCAUCGCCAUCAUCUCCAAAGGGCAGCUGCACUGCUGUGGGUCCCCCCUAUUCCUCAAAAACUGUUUUGGAGUUGGUUUCUAUUUGACGCUUGUACGGAGGAUAAAGGACCUCAGGAAGAAGGAGAAUAACUGCGACUGUGCCUCAGACUGCUCGUGUUCCUGUUCCAUCUGCACCAGAUAUAAAGAUGAGUCUCAGAAUCAGUUUCAGCAUCUAGACAGAGUUUUGGAUGGGGAUGUAGACAGCAUCACAAGUCUUAUCCACCACCAUGUCCCUGAGGCCAAGCUGAUUGAGAUGAUUGGACAGGAGUUGACCUAUUUGCUCCCCAGUAAAGGGUUUAAACAUCGGGCCUAUGCUAGCCUGUUUAGGGAGCUGGAGGAGACACUUGCUGAUAUGGGUCUAAGCAGCUUUGGCAUCUCUGAUACAUCACUAGAGGAGAUAUUCAUAAAGGUCACUGCAGACGGAGAAGCUGCGAAUAAUGCCACCACUCCUGAACAGUGGAUGUUACAAGGGAGAAAAAAUGGCUGCAAAGUUGGCAUAGAGGGAGAUGAAGAACAUAAUGGAGUGAACCCCACCAACCAGUCAUCGGACAGCAGUGCAGGAAAGGGCUCCAGGCAGGUGAAAGGUGGAUUUCUGAUCUUGAAACAGUUCCAUGCUCUGCUGGUAAAGAGGUUCCACCAUGCCACACGAAGCCAGAAAGACUUUUUGGCACAGAUCGUCCUUCCUGCCAGUUUUGUCUUGAUAGCACUGAUCUUCACCAUGAUUGUCCCUCCUUUUGGAGAAUAUCCCAGUCUCACUCUGAGCCCCUGGAUGUACGGACAGCAGUUCACCUUCUUCAGCAAUGAGAGGCCAUAUGACCCCAAAAUGAAACACUUUAUAGAGCGCUUGCUAAAGCCACCAGGCCUGGGCACGCGAUGCAUGGAAGGAGAGCCCCUAGGAGUUCCCUGCAGUAACAGGACCCCAGAGUGGGAUUAUCCUGAUGUCUCCCCAGCGGUUAGCAACAUCUUACAAAGUCCUGCAUGGAACCAGAGAAACCCAUCACCUUCCUGCCAGUGCAGCACAAGUAACAAACUGACCAUGAUGCCCAUCUGUCCAGAUGGUGCAGGAGGUCUGCCCCCUCGCCAGCGACUGGAGCCAACGGGAGACACAAUGCUGGAUCUGACUGACAGGAACAUCUCUGACUACUUGGUCAAAACCUACCCCAGCCUUAUUAGAACUAGUUUGAAGAGCAAGUACUGGGUGAAUGAACAAAGAUAUGGAGGUUUGUCAGUUGGAGGGCAACUCCCCAUCCUGGAUGUGGACCCUAAAGACAUCCGGAACGUUUUUCAUCAGCUGGGACGGAUGUUCAACAUCACUGGGGGUUACUAUAGCAGACUUGCCCUGAGGGACAUUGGCACUUUCUUACGAUAUAUGGAAAGUGAAUUCAAUAUAAAGGUGUGGUAUAAUAACAAAGGCUGGCACGCCAUGGUGGCCUUCAUCAAUGUGGCUAAUAAUGCUAUUCUGCGAGCCUUCCUACCCACAAAUGCCAACCCUGUUGAGUUCGGGAUCACUGCCAUCAACCACCCACUAAACCUCACUAAAGAGCAGCUUUCUGAAGUCACUGUGCUGACCACUUCAGUCGAUGCCGUGGUGGCAAUCUGUGUUAUUUUCGCCAUGUCCUUCAUCCCUGCUAGCUUCGUCCUCUACCUCAUACAGGAGCGCGUGACCAAAGCCAAGCACCUGCAGUUCGUCAGUGGGGUCAGCCCUGUAGUUUACUGGGUGACCAACUUCUUUUGGGACAUGAUGAACUACACUCUCAGCUCUGCGAUGGUAGUUGGCAUUUUCAUGGCUUUUGACAAAAAGUGUUACACAUCACCAUCCAACCUGCCAGCACUAAUAGCACUCCUUUUGCUCUAUGGGUGGUCAGUGACACCCAUGAUGUAUCCCUUGUCCUACAUAUUCAACAUCCCGAGUACAGCAUAUGUGUCUCUGUCCUGCAUCAACCUGUUCAUAGGCAUCAACAGCAGUGCCAUCACUUUCAUCCUGGAGCUGUUUGAAAACAAUCGGUCUUUGCUCGUGUUCAAUGAGGGGCUGAAGAAAGUCCUGCUGGUGUUCCCUCACUUCUGCCUGGGACGGGGGCUGAUAGACAUGGCCAUGAACCAGGCUGUUACUGAUGUGUAUGCCCGGUUUGGUGAAGAUUACACAUUGGACCCUUUCCGAUGGGACUUUGUGGGAAAAAACAUUGCUUUCAUGGCAGUGGAAGGCUUUGUUUAUUUUAUUCUUAAUCUUCUGAUCCAGUACAGAUUCUUCCUGGACCAUUGGUUGUCAGACUACAAGCAGAGUCCUGCACAAGAUGAGGAUGAUGAUGUCGCAGCAGAGAGGCAGAGGAUUUACGAUGGAGGGAGCAAGGCUGACAUUCUGCAGAUCAGGGACCUCUCUAAGACGUAUGUGGGCAGGAAGAGGGCAGCUGUGGACCGGAUUUGUGUGGGAGUCCCUGCAGGAGAGUGCUUUGGUCUCUUGGGAGUAAAUGGAGCUGGAAAGACGACAACCUUCAAAAUGCUGACUGGUGACACUGAUGUCACCUCUGGAGAGGCUUCUGUGGCUGGUUACAGCAUCUUGACAGAGAUUCUGGAUGUGCACCAGAACAUGGGCUACUGCCCUCAGUUUGAUGCCAUCGAUGAGCUUCUUACUGGCAGGGAACAUCUCUACCUUUACGCUCGUCUCAGAGGGGUGCCCGAGUCAGAGAUCCCCAGAGUUGCAGAGUGGGGCAUUCAGAAGCUGGGUCUGUCAGAAUAUGCAGGCCGCUGUGCAGGGACUUACAGUGGAGGCAACAAACGCAAACUCUCCACAGCUAUCGCAAUGAUUGGUUGCCCGGCCCUGGUGCUGCUGGACGAACCCACGACAGGGAUGGAUCCCCACUCUCGACGCUUCCUGUGGAACGCCAUCAUGAGUGUGAUUCAGGAUGGCAGGGCCGUGGUGCUAACAUCACACAGCAUGGAGGAGUGUGAGGCUCUGUGCACUCGACUGGCCAUCAUGGUCAAUGGAACCUUCAAGUGUCUGGGUACCAUUCAGCAUCUCAAAUACAAAUUUGGUGAUGGCUACGUGGUCACGAUGAAAAUCAAGCCAGCUAAAGCAGGCUUGUCCCCAGAGCUGGAGCCUGUCGAGAGCUUUAUGGAGACCAGUUUCCCUGGCUGCGUUCAGCGGGAGAAGCACUACAACACGCUGCAGUACGAGAUCGCCUCAUCCUCCCUAGCGAGGAUAUUUCAGCUGGUGGUGGCCAAUAAAGACAGGCUCAGCAUCGAAGACUACUCUGUUUCCCAGACAACACUGGAUCAGGUAUUUGUCAACUUUGCUAAGCAACAGGCUGGAGAGGACGAGGAGUUAACGUUACACAGACGAACCGCAGGUGGAAGAAAAGACAUCAAGAUCUCACCGGUGAAGAGGAAAACAUGAAAAAGUCAUGCAAACGUAGAGGUGUUACUCCGCAGGGCAGUAAUAUACUGUAAAGUCACACACUGAAAUUCAACAACUUUCAAUGUUUUGCUAGCCAGCUGUUUUUUUUAGAGUAGAGGUGAAUGUGACCAGCUUCCUGCCAAACUGACCUGUGGAAGAGUUCGCUUCUCGAACUACAGUCAAACUUGACAAGCUCUUGGCUGCAAGUGGAGAUUCAUCUUACAUAACUUUUAAAAAUCAAUAAUGUCUGACACAUUGCUUUGACUUGACACUUUCUGAAUUACUUUAAACAUCAAGCUAAACAAAAGAUUGAGUUUUUUCUGCUUAGACUGACUGGCUUGUAUAAAAGUGUACAUAUUGUAUGUUUAACGAAUACACUAACACCCUGUUACGCAUUAUUUUUAUUGUCUAUUAUAAUGAACACCUGUCACUUUUAUAUAUAAUAUUUAAAUGAAGACUCAUGCAAUGUAUUGUUGAACUGUCUAAAUGCAAAACAUGUUUACGAUUGCUUCUGUUCUUGUCAGUAUUUUUUUGAUGUAAUUUUAUUACUUUUUUCUGCUGUCUUUUACAUCUACGUGCUGCUUUGUCUCCUCGUGUCAGUACAAAAUAGUACAAUGUUUUCCUCUUGGAAAAAAAACGUAUGAAGAAGCAUAUCAAGGCUGAAGAGGAAAUCUAUUUUGCAACUGACAUCUGUUUAACAUGCUUUCCACAUGCUCUGUGCAGUCCCUUCUAGCUGAUUUGCACUUCCAUCAGUCACAAAUAAAGGAGUUUCAUGAGCUAUAUGUGAAGUGUGGUGUUAUGUAAAUGUGUAGUGCUGUAUUUCCUAUUAAAUAUUUCAGCCUU